AUGAACUCCAUUCUUCAAUUAUUGGGUGAUACUUUUGGAAAGAUAGUUGUGAGUAGUGUUGAGCUUGAAUCCUUAUUGAAAGCUCAUGAGUCUCGAAUGGAGACUCUGAUUGUAGAUAUUGAUAAAAGAAAUGAUGAGAUAAUGGUCACUAAGUCUCGUACUUUUAACUAUGAGAUUUCUAAGUUAUGUGAUGUUACAGAGGAGCGUCAUGAACUCUUUAACAAGCACGUGUCUGAAACGAAAGCUUCUCUUAAGCUAAAGGUCAAGACUGAGAAGGAUGAUAAAGUGUUUAAAAAUAUUGAACGAUUUCUUUAUGAGUUUAAAGAGACUUUUUCAAAAGUUGAUCUUUCGUCUCAAUCUUCUAUCACUCCAAAAUCUAUUUCCUCAGUUGUUUCAAAUAUUGAGUCGAGUUUCAAAACAGAGUUGGAUCCAAUAUUAAACCUAGUUCUCCUCUUACCAAUAAAUGUUCCACAUUUUGCAUACGUCUCGUAA
Lactuca saligna is the source of this 492-nucleotide messenger RNA. NCBI's taxonomy places the organism in Eukaryota, Viridiplantae, Streptophyta, Magnoliopsida, Asterales, Asteraceae. The record is from the annotation of a GenBank genome assembly.